This is a messenger RNA of Centropristis striata (black sea bass), 3240 nucleotides long. It is a transcript of the gene gmppb, whose product is annotated as GDP-mannose pyrophosphorylase B. Gene Ontology annotation, cellular component: cytoplasm. Gene Ontology annotation, molecular function: GTP binding; mannose-1-phosphate guanylyltransferase (GTP) activity. Bases 157 to 1239 code for a protein of 360 amino acids. Gene Ontology annotation, biological process: GDP-mannose biosynthetic process; cell wall mannoprotein biosynthetic process. The record is from RefSeq and is a predicted model, not a curated record. Lineage: Eukaryota; Metazoa; Chordata; Actinopteri; Perciformes; Serranidae. The transcript has 10 exons.
CAGGAACCAAACAAGGAACCAGGUCUGAUCUUACGUGUCAUUCUGGAGUUUCAGUGAUUCACAAACCUGCUGGAGAACAAACGAGACUCCUGCUGGUUGCCGUCUCGCCAUUGAUGAUCUCUUGUUGCCCUGGUAACGGUUGCUAACGGCAGAAGCAUGAAGGCUUUGAUCCUGGUGGGAGGUUACGGGACCCGGCUGAGACCCCUGACCCUCAGCGUCCCCAAACCGCUGGUCGACUUCUGCAACAAACCCAUCCUGCUGCACCAGGUGGAGGCGCUGGUCAAGGCCGGGGUGGACCAUGUGAUCCUGGCGGUGAGCUACAUGUCAGAUCUUCUGGAGCGAGAGAUGAGAGUCCAGGAGGAGAGACUGGGGAUCCGGAUCUCUCUGUCUCAUGAGAAGGAACCUCUGGGAACCGCCGGCCCGCUGGCGUUGGCCCGAGAGCUGCUGAACGUGGACAACGAGCCGUUCUUCGUCCUGAACUCAGACGUCAUCUGUGAUUUUCCCUUCAAAGAUCUGCUGCAGUUCCACCACAACCACGGCAAGGAGGGAACCAUCGUGGUGACGAGGGUGGAGGAGCCCUCUAAAUACGGCGUGGUGGUGUUUGAGGCGGAGAGCGGACGGAUUCAUCGGUUCGUAGAGAAACCUCAAGUCUUCGUCUCCAACAAGAUCAACGCUGGUAUUUAUAUCUUCAACCCCAGCAUGCUGAGCAGGAUCCAGCUGAGACCAACAUCCAUAGAGAAGGAGAUCUUUCCUGUCAUGGCGGAGGAGGGACAGCUUUACACCAUGGAGCUACAGGGUUUCUGGAUGGACAUAGGUCAGCCUAAAGACUUCCUAACAGGGAUGUGUAUGUACCUCCAGUCGGUCCGACAGAACGCUGCUGACCGGCUCCGAACAGGACCUGGUUUCCUAGGAAACGUCCUGGUGGACCCGACGGCUCAGAUCGGGGAGAACUGCACCAUCGGGCCCAACGUGACCAUCGGGCCCGGCGUGGUGGUGGAGGACGGCGUGAGGAUCAAGCGCUGCACGGUGCUGAAGGGGGCGCGGGUUAGAUCCCACUCCUGGCUGGAGAGCUGCAUCGUGGGCUGGAGCUCCUCAGUGGGCCAGUGGGUGCGUAUGGAGAACGUGACGGUGUUGGGGGAGGACGUCAUCGUCAACGACGAGCUCUACCUGAACGGCGCCAACGUUCUGCCUCACAAGUCCAUCAACGAGUCGGUCCCAGAGCCACGGAUCAUCAUGUAGCAGCAGGAGAGAAAGAUCAGCACCGCCUUUAAUACGAACUCCACUAAACACCCAAACUGUUCCAGAGGAGACAGACGGGUGGAGGAGGACAAGAGAACAAGAGAACAAGAGAAGAAGAGAAGAAGAGAAGGGGUAUUUUUUUCAUAUUUUCUCAUUAAUUUGGACAGUUUUUAGCCCUGCUUGGCUGCACCGUCCGUCAUUUACCAAUGAUGGCGUCCUAGAGCCUGGCGGCCCGUCGGGGCUGUAGACUCGUGUCAGGUGAAACAAACGCUAACGUCCUGAAUGUGGCGGACGCCUGGUGUCUGCUGCGUUAUCAGAGGAAAGGUUAAAGGUUAAAGGUUAGAGGGAGGGGCUGGUUGUGUGUGUGGUGGAGGGUUAAUGUGGAGGUUAGAGAGCAAUAUGAACACUGCUGGUAGACUCACUAUGCAUGAGCAGAGAACAACCUCUGAAGGAUCAUCUACAUCUUCUCUGCUGCUGCUGCAGGAAACUGGAAUCAUGACACAUAUCUACAGGUUCAGGCCGUCUGCAGCCGCUCCAUGUGGCUCUGACAGGAAAAAAAGCACAUUUUAAUGUUCAUGUAUCAUUGGUGUAGGCCCAAAGCAAUAUGUAUUCUUUAAUUGUUAAAAUGUUCAGCUGAUAUACGGCAAUAAAGCAUUUCUUUUUAACAUACAGUCAUGGAAAAAAUGAUCAGACCUCCUUGUUUUCUUCAAUUUCUUGUUCAUUUUAAUGUCUGGUUCAACUAAAGGUUCAUUUGUUUGGACAAAUAUAAUGAUAACAACAAAAAUAUCUGAUAAGAGUUUAAUUUAAGAGCUGAUAUCUAGAUGUUUAACAUGGUUUUAUUGAUAAUAACCAAAAUCAUUAUCAAGAAAUAAACAUUUAAAAUGUCUAGAUAUCAGCUCUUCAUUAUUCAAUGGUCUAAUUUUUUUUUUUCCAUGACUGUAUUAGUCAACUAAAAUGUGCAUCAUAGUUUAAACAUUUUGCCAACUUCAAGUCUAGUUUUGAGUUUCCCCAGCUAGACUAGCUUUCUAUUACAAACUACAAAAUCAUAUCAAUCAACUAGUCAUGUUGGUAGACUAAUAUAGACUUAGUCGGCUGUUUUAUUUUCAUUCAAAAUAAGGUUUGCGGCUCAAUUCCGACAAUUUUUCUCUUAUUUAGUCAGUAAAGGUUGCCGACCCUGGUGUAGACCUAAAGCAGUUUGCAUUCUUCCAUUAUAAAAAUGUGCAGUUUAUAUACGGCAUUACAACAUUUAAAAAAACAACAACUGUCAACUUAAAUAGCUUAAAUAGCUUAAAUAGCAUCAUAGCUUACGAAAGUCUACGGCACCUUAACGUCUACAUUUUUCCAACUUCAAGUCUAGUUUAAAGUUUCCCUCGCUAGACUAUAAACGCUUUAAAUCCAAACCUCCUGAGAUAUUUGUUAUAUUAAGUGUCGAGCCUCUCCUUUACACUUAGUGUCCUCACUGCUUUCUGACUAAAUCAUAUUAAUAAAUGCUCAUUAUGACCUGUCAGUAAAGCUGUAGGCUGGUUUAGACUCAGUCAGCUGAUUUAUCAUCAUCAUCGUCAGGCUGAAAUAAGGUUUGCGGCUCCGUUUCUGACUUUUUUUCCCCUUUUUUCUGCCCAUAAAGGUUGCUGAGCCCUGAACUAAAUGCAGUAUAAGUUCUAGUUAAAGCAGCAUCAGUUAAUUAAUUAAUUAAGGGCCUCAUCAGCAGAACAAGCUGUAGACACGACAUCUAACAUGUUCUGAAGUUGUUGUAGUGAAUGUUGAUUAUUCACACAUCCAGCAGACACAAACAGGAACAUUUCCUGUUUGUGUCCACCUGAUGAAUGUAACCUGAUCAUGUUUAUAUAUCCAGGUAUUAGUAGUUCAGCUUUAACCUGUCAGAGAGUCUGUUGUGUCUCAUUGUUGACAGGUUUUUCUGCUCUUUCUUCCUUUUUUAAAUCAUGAAACUGUGCUUCAAUGCCAAACAUCACUUACUGUGACGGAGACGCUGAACAAAAUGUA